Molecule: messenger RNA, 6698 nt
Organism: Amyelois transitella
Lineage: Eukaryota; Metazoa; Arthropoda; Insecta; Lepidoptera; Pyralidae
Product: spatacsin
Exons: 15
Coding region: 104-5968 (1954 amino acids)
Biological process (GO): chemical synaptic transmission; axo-dendritic transport; axon extension
Cellular component (GO): dendrite; synapse; cytoplasm
Source: RefSeq, a predicted model, not a curated record
UUGUUCGAUUCGAAGUGUGCAAAAGGAGAAAAUAUUGUAACUUAUUUAUCGUGAAUAUCAGGCACUAUUAUCUUGAAAGAUUCAUGAAUACUCAAAACCACAAAUGAUGGAGGGCCUGACACAUAAUGAGAAGAUCAUUUGGUCUUGUUGGGAAGAUAAAUCCCCUAGAGAUGUAGUUCGAGAGGCGGCGGCCAAGGGUACUCAUAUAAACUUGGCUGUAAAAUAUUUGAUGGCAUUUAAUUCAUGGACAGAAGUAACUGCAAGGGAGUGGUUCUUAGCUGAGGUGAAAGCAUGGACUGUACAACUUUUGAUGAGAAAACAAAUAUUCAAAGUACUGCAUAUAUUGGAAAAAGUUAAAUUGAACCCUGAAGAUCAUUUGAUGACUUUAGCUGAAGCUUCUCCUGAUAUAGAAUAUAGAGAUUUUAUUGUUGACAAUAUUGAAAAGAUAUCAAAGAAUAUUGCUCCCCAUAACUUAGACAGAUGGAUUAAUUUCAAAAAACAUUGGAAUCUAUUGAGACUCCUUGAGAAAUCUUUUGAAGUUGAUGGAAAGUUCAAACAGAAUAAGGUGUUUGGUGCUGGAAAAAAUAGGUUUAUUGUGAAUGAGAGUGAAAUUAAAGCAUUGACUGUUGAAAAGAUUGAAAAAUAUCCAGUGGAUUGGAAAUGCAAAAUAGCUACAGCACUAUUUUUUGACUCUUUUGAAUUUACAUUGCUGGAGUUUUCAUCACCACAAGAAGUGUGGAAUCAUUUAUUAGAACAAAAUAAAGCUAUGAUUCUAGUACGUUGGAUCAAUGUUCAAACAUCAGAGGUCGUGCGGGAUUUGAAUGCAAGAUACAACUUCUUUAAUAAUGAGGGCUUUGUGAAGAAGUUUUUAAAUGUUGACACAAAAGGUUUUAACAAUGAGAUUCUUGAGAAAUUGGAUAACAUUUUUAGAACUUGGGCUAUUACUGAUGAAAUGAUACAAUCUGUUGCAAAAAGUAAUUGCUUCCCUUACACUAAAAUGUGUAUAUACGACACAUUGUGCUCAUAUGGUAUUGUUAAUGGCGAUGAGCGUAAUAAUCUGUAUCAGAUCAUAUCAAGACUCACCAGAACUCAAAACUUAAGACUUAUCGACGAUAUAUUUUCUGAAUCAUGUGCAACAGUCACUAAGCAACAAUUUUAUGUCGCGUUGGCCAAGUAUUGUGUCAAAAAUAAAUUAUAUAAAGUUUUGACCAUGUGCGUCGAAGGUCAUAUACUUGACACGGAUUUGUCUGAAGUGGAAAAAAGUGCAAAGGAAUGUAUUGAAUUGUGGCUAUUAUUUAAAAGUAUCGAACAAACUUCAGAUCGUCAGAGUCAUGUUGUACCCGUCUAUAAGACUUGUGAACAAAUAGCCCAUGAUAAUAUUGACGAUUACAUAUGUUCUAACCCACAGUUAAUUCUUGGAAUGAUUCUACUUGAGGACAAUGCAAAGUUAUUUGACAUAUUCUCCAAUGAGGAGUUCUUGAACUUUAAAGACUUUAAUUUACCAAACAAAGGGUAUAAAGAUAAGUUGCCUUAUUUGUACAAUGUUUAUAAAAAGUACAGUGAUUCGAAACAAAAGUAUGAUACUAAAGAUGUGAAUGUCUACCAGUUGUUGUCAGGGUACCGUGGUCUAGAUGUAUCUAAAAUAUUUGAGUUUCAGUUGAUAAAUCAAAACACAAAAAGUCUUUUGACUGAUAAAUCAGACAGACGUAGUUUGGGAAGUUUGUUGGCUAAUGAUGUUGAUAUAAACUCUGCUAGUAUAAAAGCCUUGUCCCAGAGAAGCAUGGAUUUGCCUGACUUUUCUAAUGAAAAACUAAUGAAAAGAUAUGGUUAUGUUGCAAAGUUAAGUCACGCUUAUUAUUUGAAACAGUAUCGACCAUGUAAUGCGAGUCAGGCAUUUUUAGCACAGCAAUAUUUGACUUACAACAGGCUUCAAGAGAAGAGCAUAAAGAGUGCAUGUUGUGAAGCGCACGCUCUCGCUCUACAAAAUUGGUUUGAUCCUGCAAUGACCGCGUGCGCGAUUUCAUUUGUUGCGAUGAUCGGUUGCAAUCCCACACGGUGCAGAGUCCAUAUGUCGGCAGCUAAUAUGAUGAGGGGCUACCUGAUCGGACAUAAAGACGUAUCUGAUGUUGAAGCAAACAAGAUUAUCAAUGAUUUUAUGGCUAGACUUAUACAAAGUAAUGAUGAGGCCGCAAGAGAUAUACUACAGCAUCUGGAGGAGAUGACAAUGUUUAGGCUUCAGGAACAAUUUAGUUCAGAUGGAAAAGUUGACAUGGCACUGGUACUGUAUGAAUCGCAAACAAUGGUGAAAUUUGCCAUCUUGCACGAUCUACCACUUCCAGAGAUGCUUUUGAAAGAAUUCAUUAAAUCUAACUCCUGGUUCAAUUUUCUAUUGUUUGGCGACGUCUUCCGAUAUCCAUUGACUCAGAUGUUACGGUUGUCUCAGGAGUUUGAAAACAAAGCAUACGCAGAGCACUUAAAAUACAUAAUGCUGCAUCGAAACUCUGAGGAGGGUUCCGAUAAGUCUAUAUCUAGUAAUGGGCAAAGAAAAAUAUCAAGAAUCAAUUCUUCGGAUACCAGCCCGUGUCACAGUUCCCACAGUAGCUCGCUGUCGUUCGAGUUUCCCAGUAGCUCGGUGAUGGGCUGCGAGCUGUGGGAGGUGGCUGCGGCCUGCCACGGCCCGGACGACCCCCCCGCAGCUUUAUUGAGAGCCGCAGACCUUUACAGGGAGCCUUUACUUGUCCUCAUCGCCAGUUGUUAUGAGCCGAACGCUGUAGACGUGCUAUGGGUGCACUGGAUCCUGUGCUCGCUGGGUCAGAGUGCGCGUGCGCAGUCAGUGCUCGCAUGGGAGAUGUCUCAGCAGCAAGUGCCUGCGCAGCAGUUCCAGAGGGUCGCAGAACUCUGCCUAUCAGAGGGCUACGUCAAUACGUUGCAUGAGUCCAUGCUUAUAUUUAUGCCGGAAAGUCCACUCACACUACUGACUUCGUUUCUUCACCGAUGCAUCCGUCUUAGGAAUUUCGACCCUGAUACGGUGAAGCUACUGUCAAGUUUUGUCCAGCACUGUCAAAGGAGGUACAGUGUGGAUGCUUCAGGCGUCACGUGGCAAUUGUCCAAAGAGGCUUUGCAAAGAGUGGCAGUGUCCCUUGUGAAGAUCGCCUUAACUCAAGGUUUUGAUAGUGCCUUCCACCAAAGGGAAUUUCUGAGGUGUUUGGCUGUAGCGGAAUUCGAAAAAGGAUUUGCGGUACCUACACCCAACUUUAUAACUCUUUACGAAAUUCUGCAAAUAUCCAUGGAGACUUCAUUAGUCGUCAACAUAACCAAAAUGCUCCAGGACGACGUCAAAGAAUAUUUAUCUGAAUGCAUCGAAAUGUUCAUAGCCAAUGGUAACUACGAGGUCGCCAUUAAAAUAGCAAAAUUAGCUAAUCUUUCUGUGAACAAUAUUCUCAAAGCCGAAUGGGCGUAUAAAUACGAAAUGAUGCUAAUGAACGAAGACCUCACGGUACAAGACAAAGAUUUAACACUCUUUAUCACCCAAUGCAGUGAAGCGUUUAAGAAAGCAGCUGUUACAUUUGCCGAUGCAACGGAACAUCUAAUAAGCCACGCGGAACGAUUAACUGAUGCCGUUCAACAAUUCUACACCUAUAGAAUAAUCAUGAGUUGGUUUGAAGAAAACCUAGAAUAUGGUCGUAGAAGGGAAGAAAUCGAGCACCGUAUGUGGGGCGCCUAUUUUCAAAGUGAACCCCAAAAUGACGUGUUUCUUAACAGCUAUCGAAGCACUUUGCAUUUCAUACUGAACGGGCAGAAAGAUGCGAAUUUAUCGAGAAAAAUCGGUCAGAUAAAUGUCGAUAAACCAUUUUCAUCGACGUUGAGAGAGAUCGAGGUUGAAUCCGACGUUGUUAGCAUCGAAAAUGUCGUUAUGUUGGAGGAUCCUGAGGCCAUAGACAAUUGGAGGAAGGUCAUGUACCAAUUGUUGGAAUUGAGACUGUUGGUAGACGCUUUUAGAUUGUCGGCUUUGUUCAAGACGCCACCCGAAUAUAGGUACAGACCGCCGGCGUGUCCAGUGCAGAUCAUAAGGACGUGUCUGAAGCUAGCCGAGGGAACGUGCACGCCUUACGAAUUGCCGCAAGAGUUGCGAUUGGUGAUUUCUGCGCCAACAUUGCAAAAUAGACUAACAGUCUCGGGCACGUCAGACACCAGCUUCGAAGAGCUAGUGGUGAUUCAGGAGAAACAGGACAACGUCCCCGAGAGCUGCCACCUGGCGGCGCGCGAGGAGGCUGAUCGUCUGGCUGCGCUCGAUGCGCUCGGUGUGCGCAGUUCACUCGCCUUAGCGAAGCAGAUCGCCAGUUAUUUUCGCAUAGCGUUACAAAUAGGUUGGGACUACACUUCUGUUUUAAAGUACCAAAAUCGAUCAGUGGAUUUCAUCAAUCUCGUUAGCGGGCGGGCGAGGAUGUCGCUCGCUAACCUUGUCUUCAGGACCUUCAACAUACCUUCUAAGCAGGUUGCCGAAUAUCUCUGCCGGGAAAUGGUCGGAGCUAUAAUAUCGCCGCACCUCGUGAAGACUUCAACUUUCAGGCAAAAGGAGCACUUUCAAUACACUCUCUGGGGGUACACAAUCAAUUCGGACAUAGAAAUGUUUUUGAACAUGCGCCCAGACGCCUGUAGCCACAUUGGGAGAUUGAUACUCGAUCAUUUAAUGGCUUUUCAGAAGAUUUACAAAGCGACAAAUCCGGUUUUACCUGAGAACGUUAAUGAUGAUAGCCAAUUAGAUGUGGAGAAUUUAAUAGAUGAAGAUUAUUUGAAUGUAGAAGGGGAUGAAGAGGAGUCGAUUUUGACUGAAGAAGGAACUUUGAUGUCGGCCGAGACUGAGUCGGUUUUUUCUGUUUCCACCGUGUAUACGACUGGCAUGAAAAUGUCCCGCGAAUCUAGGAGGAACCUGUUCGAUAUGAUAUCGAGGGGCAAUGUCCACAUUAGGUACGAAGUGAAGUCGAAUGUAAGGAAGAUCACUAAAGGCGCCAAAUUGUCAACUAAACAGGUGAACAUAAUAAGCAUCGAGUUGCUAGUGCUCGCACACGAGUGCUUCUCCAGCGCCUGCGACACGGAGGGCGUGGCGGUGGCGCUGCGGUCGGCCGCGGCGCUGGCGGCGCGCCUGCUGGCCGCGCGCUCGUGGCGGCUCAUGGUGCGCCUGCUCACGGGGCUGGCGCGCUACACCGAGUGCGCCUACGUGUUCCAGGCACUACGUGACAACCAUCAGUUUGAGUUCCUACUAGGCCAGUUUGACUACAUGCUCGGGCAACAACCCGACAAAAUAGCGGAGUUCAAACAGGGCUUGCUGGACUUCCUCAAAACCCACUGCCCCGGCGAUACAGACACGUACAUAAUGGUCGCUUUACAUUUCAACAUGUACGCAGAGGCGGCGCACGUGAAAAGGAAACAAGCGUUGAGUUUGAUAGCGGAUUUGGAGAAGAUGGCGUUGGAAGCAGUGAAAAGGACUUCGAGGAAACCUUCUCAGCCGCAGUGGCCGCAGAUACACGAUAAUGUUCCGACAAGGUCGCUGUUGGAGACUGCGUUGAAUCAUUGUACGGACGCCGCUGAGCUGUAUUUACAGGGUGGCUGCACAGGCUUCGCAGGUGAAAUGGCGACGUUGGCGCAACAAAUAGCUCUACAGAUGUCGCUGCUAAACGCUUCGCCCACGAGACUCAUUCUCAAUAGGAGCACGGAGCAGCUUUAUAAACUAGUCAGCGAAUAUUUGAGUUUUAUGGAAGGCCUAGUUCUUCUGUCCGGUCGGUAUGGGUCAGCGUGGCUCGAGUUGGCGUACCGCCGGGCACUCGGCAACGACCAGGCUUACCUCCGAGACAUGGCUGCCUACCGGCCCGAUGUGGCACACAACUUUCUGGCCAGAUAUAAAACGGAGAAAAACAAGACAUCCGUAUCGCAAGCGGCCAUGACAGAACUGAAGAAUCUUUGUAGAUGAUAUCUGACUGAAAUGAGAGGUUGCAUUUUUGUUAAGAUCUCUAAUCGCAUAUAAUGCUCAUUGUUUAACGUUCCAAAGCUUAUUUAAAUGUAAAAUUAUAUGAAUUGUUAUUAUUAGCCCGGCUGAAUAGAUUUAUUUAAAGAACAAGCCAAAGAAAAAGAUUUUGUAGAUUUUGCAUGCUUCUUAACUAUUAAUAUAAAAAUUUGCUUCUUUUACAUUAAUUUAGACUGGGCUACUUUACUUUUUUAUAUUGUAUAUUAUGACUAUUAUAUUUCUAUUAUACUUUUAUGGGCCUUCGCUAUUUCAAUGAGCGGAAAAGUGUCUCAGACUGAAUAAAAUACGAUAAAUAAGUUAAAAUGCUAAAUUUUCUGUACGAAGAGCUCAUCAUCAAACUCAUGAGCAUGAAAAUCAAGCGCUAAAUUAUAAUUCUAUGUUUUUGCCAAUUAAGCUGUUAUGUAAAUUUGGAAAUCUAUCUUAACUACUUUACUACUGAAAGUGAAGGCAGGGAAAAGUUUUGUUUGUUGUUUAAUAACGUCCGCUCCUAUUUUAGCGAUAGCUCCAAAUGUAAUGUUAUGUUAGAAUUAAAUAUUAUAUAGCUCUAAGUGAAUUAAAAUAAUAUUUUUCAAAAUGUUACAAAGCAAUCUUUCGUUAAAUUUUUUCGCUGUGAUAUUUUGAAUUGACUGAUGAAUUAAAUAUCUAUUUUUAUAUUCAAAAUAUAUAAUUGUGUAAU